AUGGCCAAAAACAAUGAGAUCCGAGAGAUGGUGGUAGACGGGAAAAAGCUUACCGUUUACCCCAGGGUGAGCAACAUUACCACCGGCGAGCGGUUCAACAGCCGAAUCGGCGCCGACACCGAUAUCAUUGGCCUCCUGGUAGAAAGCGGCGCCGAGGUGGGCCCGCCCAGCGGCUUGGAGGUCGUCUUCAAGGGCUCCAGCGGCUUCAGCAGCCUUUUCGGCCUUUUGAUCAACUUCCUACCCGUUAUCAUCUUCGGCGGCCUGAUUCUGUUCAUGAUGCGGCAAGCUCAGGGCAGCAACAACCAGACCAUGAGCUUUGGCCGGAGCCGCGCCCGCAUGUUGCCCCUCAACCGCCCCGGAGUGACCUUCGACGAUGUGGCCGGCGUGGAUGAAGCCAAAGCUGAACUCUACGAAGUCGUGGAGUUCCUCAAAUUCCCCGAGCGGUUCAUGGCCAUCGGGGCCCGUAUUCCCAAGGGUGUGCUGCUGGUUGGACAACCCGGAACAGGCAAGACGCUGCUUGCCCGGGCCGUGGCGGGAGAGGCCGGAGUCCCCUUCUUCCACAUAAGCGGCAGCGAAUUUGUAGAAAUGUUUGUCGGAGUCGGCGCGGCCCGGGUGCGGGACUUGUUUGAACAGGCCAAACGCAACGCCCCGUGCAUUGUGUUCGUGGAUGAGAUUGAUGCCGUGGGCCGCCACCGGGGCGCGGGCUUAGGCGGGGGCCACGACGAACGGGAGCAGACCCUCAACCAGAUCCUGGUGGAAAUGGACGGAUUCGAGACCAACACCAACAUUAUAGUUGUGGCCGCCACCAACCGCCCCGACAUCUUGGAUCCCGCUCUGCUCCGGCCCGGGCGGUUCGACCGCCGGGUUACCCUGGACCUUCCCGACGUAAGGGGGCGCCAGGCAAUCCUUAAAGUCCAUUCAGCCGGCAAGCCCUUGGCCCCUGAAGUCGCCCUGGAUACACUUGCCAAGGAAACCCCCGGCUUCAGCGGCGCCGACCUAUCCAACCUGGUCAACGAGGCCGCUAUCCUGGCGGCGCGUCAGAACAAGAAAACUAUAUUCAUGUCCGAGUUCGAAGAAGCGGUGGACCGAAUCAUCGCCGGACCCGAACGCAAGAGCCGGGUGAUCAGCCCCCGUGAAAAAGAGAUGACGGCCUACCAUGAAUCCGGCCACGCCCUGGUAGCCUGGAUCCUGCCCCAUGCGGACCGGGUGCACAAGAUCUCCAUAGUCUCCCGCGGCAACAUGGGCGGGCAUACAUCCCUGCUGCCCGACGAGGACCGCUACCUGUGGACCAAGAACCAGUUCAGCGACAUGCUGGCCGUAACCAUGGGCGGACGGGUUGCCGAGGAACAGAUAUUCGACGAGAUGACCACCGGCGCCAGCAACGACAUUGAAAGGGCUACCAAGACGGCGCUGAGCAUGAUCAAACGCUACGGUAUGAGCGAGUCCCUGGGGCCCAGGACCUUUGGCAAACGGGAAGAGAUGAUUUUCCUGGGCCGGGAGAUCAGCGAGGAGCGGGACUACGGCGACAAAGUGGCCGAAGAGAUUGACGAGGAAGUCAAAGGGUUAAUCGACGGAGCCUACCGCCGGGCCCAGGAAAUUAUUACGGAGCAUAAGACCAAGCUGGUUAAACUGGCCGAGCACCUGAUCCAGCAUGAAACGAUGUCCGGCGCCAACUUGGGCCGCCUGUUCAAUGACGAAGAAUUUGGCGACUCCGGAUUCGGUGUCGUAACACCGGAAGCGCCUCCGGAAAGUCCGGCGUACACCGCCGCACCGCACCACCCGGCCCCGCCUCAGCCGGCGCCCAGCCUGCCGUCCUCGCUGGACCCAAUGCCCCCGGCGUCGGUGGGUAAUGACGACGGCUAG
Geodia barretti is the source of this 1863-nucleotide messenger RNA. The record is from the annotation of a GenBank genome assembly. NCBI's taxonomy places the organism in Eukaryota, Metazoa, Porifera, Demospongiae, Tetractinellida, Geodiidae.